Messenger RNA from Diospyros lotus (date-plum), 2603 nucleotides. RefSeq names its product probable methyltransferase PMT14. Bases 397 to 2235 code for a protein of 612 amino acids. The transcript has 7 exons. The record is from RefSeq and is a predicted model, not a curated record. NCBI's taxonomy places the organism in Eukaryota, Viridiplantae, Streptophyta, Magnoliopsida, Ericales, Ebenaceae. Gene Ontology annotation, cellular component: cytoplasm; trans-Golgi network; endosome. Gene Ontology annotation, molecular function: methyltransferase activity.
UAUUCGAUACCCCCUCCAAUUUCCGGUGGAUAAUCAUAAAAUAAAAUCGACCAAAAAAGAAAAAAGAAAAGGCAAGAGUCCAACGCGGUCUCGGUCUCUCCUUCCGAUCCCGCUCCAAUCCUCGGCGGCCGCCCCACCGUCCGAUCAUCCGAUCAUUCCAUUUUAACUACGUAAAAGCAGAAUCACUUGGAGUUUAGUCUUGUGGAUGUCUCUCUCUCUCUCUCUCUCGCUGUCUCUCUACUGCAAGGGGUGUCACUUCCCGUUCGCCUACUCAUUUAUAGCAGAGGAGGAGAGUGUGGCUGAGUGAACUGCUUCAAGCUUUUUGUGUCGGCCAGAUCCGGCAUUGGAAGAUCCCUCCGUUAUCAGUUAGCUUCUGAUUGCUGGCCCAGACACAUCAUGGGCUCUAAGCAUCACUCCUCCAGCAAUAGAGCUCGAAGCCCAGUGUCUAUAUUUGUUGUACUUGGUCUGUGCUGCUUCUUUUACUUACUUGGAGCAUGGCAGAAAAGUGGUUUUGGAAAGGGUGACAGUAUAGCUUUAGAAUUCCCUAAGAAAACAGACUGCAAUGUUGUUUCCACGCUUGACUUUGAACCACAUCACAAUGAUGUUCCAAUAAUUGAGUCUGCAAAGCCAAAAGCCAAAGUGUUUAAGCCCUGUGAUUCUCAAUACACUGAUUAUACUCCUUGCCAAGAACAGGACCGCGCUAUGACUUUCCCAAGGGAAAAUAUGAUGUACAGAGAACGACAUUGUCCUCCAGAAAAUGAAAAAUUGCAUUGUCUAAUUCCAGCUCCCAAAGGAUACAUGAUUCCUUUUCCCUGGCCAAAAAGUCGGGACUAUGUCCAUUAUGCUAAUGUUCCUUAUAAAAGUUUGACUGUUGAGAAGGCUGGCCAGAACUGGGUAAAGUUUCAGGGAAAUGUGUUCAAAUUUCCAGGUGGAGGAACAAUGUUCCCUCAAGGUGCAAAUGCAUAUAUUGAUGAACUUGCAUCAGUGAUUCCAAUUAAAGAUGGUUCUGUUAGAACGGCACUGGAUACCGGUUGUGGGGUUGCAAGCUGGGGUGCUUACCUGCUUAAGAGAAAUGUGUUGGCUAUGUCUUUUGCUCCAAAAGACAAUCAUGAAGCACAAGUCCAAUUUGCAUUGGAGCGGGGUGUGCCUGCUGUUAUUGGCGUUCUUGGAACGAUACGACUUCCUUAUCCAUCUAGUGCAUUUGAUAUGGCUCAGUGCUCUCGAUGUUUGAUUCCAUGGACAUCAAAUGAUGGUAUGUACCUAAUGGAAGUUGAUCGAGUCCUUAGACCUGGUGGAUACUGGAUUUUAUCUGGCCCUCCAAUUAAUUGGAAGACCUACUACAAGGUAUGGAAACGGACUAAGGAUGAUCUUAGAGCAGAGCAAAGAAAGAUUGAGGAGCUGGCUGAACUUCUUUGCUGGGAAAAGAAGUAUGAGAAAGGAGAUAUUGCAAUCUGGAGGAAACGAGUGAAUGCCAAAUCCUGCCAGAGGAAGUCUGCUGAUGUGUGUAAAUCUAAGGAAACUGAUGAUGUCUGGUACAAGAAAAUGGAGGCAUGUAUAACUCCCUACCCUGAGGUUGACAGUGCAAAUGAAGUUGCUGGAGGAGAAUUGAAGAAAUUUCCAGCUAGGCUUUUUGCAGUCCCUCCUCGAAUAAUUAAGGGAUCUGUUCUAGGGGUCACGGCUGAAUCCUAUCAGGAAGACAAUACAAAAUGGAAAAAGCAUGUAAAUGUUUACAAAAGGCUCAAUAGUUUAGUAGGCACUACAAGAUACAGGAACAUAAUGGAUAUGAAUGCUGGCCUCGGAGGGUUCGCAGCAGCACUUGAAUCACCAAAAGUAUGGGUGAUGAAUGUUGUGCCUACCAUUGCUCAGAACACCCUAGGUGUUAUUUAUGAAAGGGGUCUGAUUGGCAUAUAUCAUGACUGGUGUGAAGGCUUCUCUACUUAUCCAAGGAGCUAUGAUCUCAUUCAUGCGAAUGGUGUGUUCAGCUUGUAUCAGGACAAGUGUGAACUGGAAGACAUCCUUCUGGAGAUGGAUCGCAUUUUGCGUCCUGAAGGUACAGUCCUCUUACGAGACGAAGUUGAUGUUCUGAACAAGGUGAGGAAAAUUGUCGGAGGCAUGAGAUGGGAGACCAAAUUGGUGGAUCAUGAUGACGGCCCCCUGGUGCCCGAGAAGAUAUUGGUUGCUGUCAAACAAUACUGGGUUGGCAGUGGAGGAAACAGUACAUCCUCUGACGAGUGAACCGUGGCCAGAUUCAGUUUCACACAUGCAUGAAUAAUUAUCAAAUGAUGGAAAUCAAACCACUAUGCCAGGCCCAAAAAAAGAACUUCUUGUGGUCCAUCCAAGGCGAAGGGAUUCAAAGGGUCCUGCCCCUUGGAGAUGGCAAAGAGGCAAGUUAAUUUAUUAUGUGCACCGUUGUUGAUGUAGAUCACAUGUGAAAUUUGGUUCUGCAUGGUGUUCUUGAAUGUGAUUCUUGAGGGAAUGGAAGAAUAGCAUUUAUAGUGGGCUGAAUAAUUAGGACAAUGAGUGUUAAAAUUGAUUUUUAAGAUAAUAAUGAUUUUAAUGAACUGUUUUACUUUCUUGCUAUGAAAUGAAUUGUUUUCUUUCCA